Messenger RNA from Selaginella moellendorffii, 1906 nucleotides. RefSeq names its product cytochrome P450 71A1. The record is from RefSeq and is a predicted model, not a curated record. The transcript is spliced from 3 exons. Gene Ontology annotation, molecular function: heme binding; iron ion binding; oxidoreductase activity, acting on paired donors, with incorporation or reduction of molecular oxygen. Lineage: Eukaryota; Viridiplantae; Streptophyta; Lycopodiopsida; Selaginellales; Selaginellaceae. The coding region runs from base 191 to 1849 and encodes 552 amino acids.
AGCCUCGGAUCGUGGAGUUUGCCCUUUGUGGGCGGGAACCACAAAAUCUUUUUGACACAAUUCAAGAACGCGAUCUAAUAGCUUGUAUUGUAAUGCUCACAGCGCUCACAGCUUUUUACGCCUUGAGGAGGGCCUUGGGAAGAAAUCGCUGAAAGAGAUCGUCUUGCCUGGACUGCCAUGGUUGCUGCAAAUGCCGGAAGCAGGCCGCGUGUUCGAUUCCAAGACCACAUGGAAAAAUUUCGAUGAUCCGCGCUUCCUCAGCUUUCACAUCGAUCUGGUAAGCUCGUGCAAAAUUCGUCAUAAAUUUGCCAUUCUUUUCCUCCGCUCCUUUCAUAUGGAUGUGUUCACAGCUUCCAUCCUGCUCAUCUUGAUCUUGCUUCCACUUCUCGGAUUCUACUUUCGCCAGUCAUGGCUCAAGCCGCCCUUGCCACCAUCGCCAUCUUCCGGCCUGCCGCUAAUUGGCCAUCUCCAUCUCCUGGGCAAACUCCCUCACCAAUCUUUCCAAGCACUGGCCGAGAAGCACGGCCCCAUUUUCUCGCUGCGAUUCGGCUUUCGCCAUGCCGUGGUCAUCUCCAGCACCGAUCUGGCGAAAGAGGUACUCAGGGUUCACGACGCAACGUUCGCUUCCAGGCCUUCCAACGUCGGAAUGAACAUUGGGUUCUACAAAUACCUCAUGGGAGGAGCACCGUAUGGCGAUUUAUGGAAGCAGCUGAGGAGGCUCUACAGCGUGGAGCUCCUCACCUCGAAAAGAAUCGAUUCCUUCCUCCCGCUGCGCUUGGAGGAGCUCUCUCUCAUGCUGUCAGGCUUAGCAAGAGCACACGAGAGGAAUGAGGCCGUGGACAUGAGGAACCUCUUGACAUGCUUCACCUUCAACACCAUCACCCGGAUCUUGAUGAACAAGAGGUACUUCCAGCACCAAGGAGAGGAGUUGCACGGCAUUGAUUCGAGCGAGGCCAGCGUCUUCAAGGCCAUCCUGGUGGAGCUGUCCGAGACCGCUCUACAGUUUCGCAUAAGCGCGCUGCUCCCUUCCUACCUCAGGUGGAUCGACUGGAGCGUCUACUGGAUCCGGAGGCUACACGCGAAGCAGGAUCAGUUCCUGCAAAAGAUCAUCGACGAGCAUAAGAACGAGAAGAACACAUCGACGUCAAGCAAAGACAUCAUGGAUAUGAUGCUGGGGCUUCUGGCGGAGGACCCGCGAGGAGAAGACAUAGUGAAAGCUGCCAUGACAGAGCUUGUAUCGGGCGGGACUGAUACAUCCGCGACGGUGAUCGAGUGGGCCUUGGCAGAGAUCCUUCACCGUGCUCCGCGCGUCUUGGGCAAAGCACACGACGAGCUCGACGCCGUGGUUGGACGCUCCCGGAUGGUGGACGAGGCCGACCUUCCGCGCUUGCCUUAUCUCCAAGCCAUUAUCAAGGAAAACUUUCGACUCCAUCCCCCGGCGCCACUCCUCGUCCCUCACAUGCCGACGCAUGAAUCCAAUCUAGCGGGCUACCGAGUUCUAGGAGGAACCACCACCUUCGUCAACGUCUACGCCAUCGGGAGAGAUCCAGCGCUGUGGGACGAGCCCCUCGAGUUUCGUCCGGAGAGGUUCCUGGGCAGUUCCGUGGACGUCAAAGGCCAGGACUUUGAGCUGCUUCCGUUUGGCUCGGGACGAAGAGCGUGCCCGGGGAUGGGGCUCGGGCUUAGAACUGUUCAGCUGGCACUCGCGAACUUGAUCCACGGCUUCCACUGGAGUGCUGCCGAGGAGAAUGCGCUGGAGGAAGCUGGCGGCGCUGUCAUCUGGGUCAAGACGCCGCUCAAAGCCAUGGCUUCUCCGCGACUUCCAGUUGAGGUGCUCGCAUGGAAUUGAGCAUUCCACUCCUAGCCUAGAGUUGAGCAUUCUAAAAUCUAACCUUUCCUUGAGUCA